GCAUCUAUUAUCUUACCAGCAAAUAAACAGCUUCAGCUUAGCUUCUUCCGCCUUGAAAUAUACCAAAAACACAGCAACCCGAGACAGAAAAGAAGGAAAGACAGAGAAAGGAGCAAGCAACCCAGAAACCCGGAAAGGCCCGAGGGGGUUGAAGGAAGAAGGAACCAUGUGUUUCGUGUUUGUGUGUGGUGAAGAUGAGACGGUGCUUUCAAGGCAACCAGCACCAGGGGCAUGCCCCUACUGUGGAGGAAUGGUGCAAGCCAUGGAUGUUGAGAGUCGGUGGACGUUCUGCUUCCUGCCUCUCUACUGGAAGACCAAGCGCAAGUUGUACUGCGCCGUGUGCACUAGGCGCUUGGUAGUACAGUGAUAUAAACCGACAUCAUAAUAAAUACAGAGAUUGCAAUUUGUGCUCGUGUAAAUAUGUAAUAUGACUUUUUUGUUGUUACUGAUAAACAAAAUGACAGGCUCUAUUUACAUGCUUGCGGCAUUUUCGUGGA
Molecule: messenger RNA, 497 nt
Organism: Prunus persica (peach)
Lineage: Eukaryota; Viridiplantae; Streptophyta; Magnoliopsida; Rosales; Rosaceae
Exons: 1
Coding region: 167-367 (66 amino acids)
Source: RefSeq, a predicted model, not a curated record